UUCCAGUUUAAUUGCAAUCCGAUAUCGUUUAUGACUUUUUCACACGGUUUUUACUACUUUUGAGCAAGUGCGAUAGCCGAAAAGAUUAUUUUCGAGAAAUAGAGGAGUGGUCCGUGCUUUGGAGUUUCGUUUCUCCUUGAAGAGUGGAUAUUGGGCGUUGAGUUUCGAAUUUCUCCAGGGGAGUAACCUCCAAGGUAACUUCCGCUCGCCCAGAAUAGUUUUUUUUUAUCUUGAAAGAGUACUUCAAGCUCCAGUUCUCCUGAGGAAUAUUCGUUGAGAGAGACUUGACGAUGUCGAACGAGGGGUCUGAUAGCAGUGAUGUCGAGCAACCGACAGACCUGGACACCAGCGAAGGCAGUGAGCUUCCCUCCGAGAGUCCAUUGCUCAUGAAAUCGAGGGAACAGUAUCAAACACUCUACCGAAAAUUCAUGGAAUGGAAGGAGGCAAAUAACAAGGAAUCACUUACUGAGGAUGUCUUCAUGGAUUACUUCACCGAUUUGGCUGAGAAAAUGAAGCCAUCGACACUGUGGUCCCAGUACUCCAUGCUCAAAGCUACAAUGUUUGCUAAUGAGAAAGUUAACAUAAAUAAUUUUCACAGAUUGAGAAGUUUCUUGAGGACGAAGUCAAUUGGAUAUAAAAGCAAAACCAGCCACGGAUUCACGUCCAGGGAAAUUGAAACCUUUUUGAAGGAUGCCCCUGAUAGUCAGUAUUUGGCAGAAAAGGUUUCUUUAAUUUUUGGAAUCCUCGGUGCAUGCAGAAGCCACGAACUCGUUCACAUAACUGUCGACAACAUCGAGGAUGAUGGGAUAAUGGCACUAGUUACAAUUCCAAAAAGCGAUAGCGAUCCCGAACGUUCGUUCACAAUUUGCGGUGAAUUUUACCAAGUGUACAAGAGAUACGCACUGCUGCGACCGAAAAAAACAGACUGUCGAAGAUUUUUCUUGAGUUAUCGCGGUGGAAGGUGUGUAAACCAGGUCAUUGGUCUCCACAAAUUCGGUGGUAUGCCGAGACAAAUCGCAACUUUCCUGAAUUUACCAGAUCCCGAUGGUUACACGGGCCACAGUUUCCGAAGGACUUCGGCAACUCUUCUUGCUGCGUCAGGAACUGAUUACAAGACCCUGCAGAGUCAUGUGGGCUGGAACUCGAAGAUUGCCAGGGACAUCGCCGAGGGGAAGAGGAGAAAUCAAAUUCGUUUGGCCAAACGGAUAACAGAAUCAGUGUUUUUGAAACCCUCGACAUCCAAGUCGAACGACAAUUCUGAGAGUCGAGCACCUGUUGAACAAGUGACCGCUGUCCCAGAACAGAUACAGAGUAUCGAUGAUCCGCUGUUUAUUGACUGCAACACCACUAUCAAGGAGGAGGUCUCGGAGGAGAUUAUUGAACCUGAAGAAUUGCCACCACUAGUUACUGUUCCUCCAUCUGCUCCCAAGCUUAAGGUCGUCAGCAAACUACCAGGGAAGCCAGUGGUAGUUCAGCCAGCUCCUCAGCCAGUUGUCAGCCAGCCGAUAAAGAUUGCACCCAAGCCUGUAAUUCGUAUCCAGCCGAAGAUUUUGCCUGCACCUCCUCCCCCGCAAAACAUUAAACCGAAAAAGAUUCUGCCUGGACCGCCUCCCCUCCAGAAUGUUUCGACAAAGCGUCUGGUGGUGAAGACAAUCUCAGUGCAAAGACCACCAGUGCCACAACCAUCUUUGAACCCCCAUCACAAGCCAACACCCCACCGCUCCCCAGAGGUCUGCUUGAGAUGGGGCUUUCACCACAACAACAUGCAGACCAGCUUCCCAUCCUUCCUCAACUCUGAGGAGUUCGUCGACGUGACUCUCGCCUGCGAGGGAAAGUCUGUCAAGUGUCACAAAGUCAUUCUGUCCUCCUGCAGCGAUUACCUAGCAGCAUUACUUCGUGAAAACCCCUGUCAGCAUCCAAUAAUCCUCAUGAAGGAUCUGAAAUUUUGGGAAGUUGAGGCUCUCGUUAGGUUCAUGUACAAAGGGGAAGUCAAUAUUUCUCACGACAAGUUGCCACAGCUUCUCAAAGCAGCUGAUGCACUCCAGGUCAAGGGACUGGUCAAUUUCACUCCUGCACAGUUUUCAUUGCAGAGUAAGAAGCCAAUGCCAGUGACUCCACAGGUGAUACGUCAAUCUCCACGAUCGGUUGGAAAUCCCGCAAAGUCUACAGAGAUGAAAACCCAGCAUCAAGCUCCCAAACCCACGACGAAUGUCUCGAAUGUGUCAGCGAUUCAUUCUGCGUCAAUCCUGAGACGAGGUAUUAAGCGUCCGUUGCAGGUGAAGAAGCAAUCAAUCGUCUCGAAAUAUCGUCGGCCUCGUCCAAAGACUCCGCCACCAGUCGCAGAAUUAUCACCCGAGAUAAAGGAGGAAACCCUGGACAUACCCCUGGGGGAUUCCGACAUUUUUCCGGAGACUGAACAUUAUGAGAAUCUCAUAAUGUUGAAUGAGGAUAGCCCUCCGGAGGAAAAACCACCUGAACCCCCUGGCGAUGGCCUAAUGGUAUCUCCUCAUAACUCUGAAGACAUUUCUGACGUUCAGGAGCAAAUGGACAUGCUGACGGAUUUUUUACAACAGGAAAACAGUUUUCUAGAGAAGAUGGAUGCUGUGGACGAUUGUAGUGGACAACCCCCUGGGAGUGAGAUCCAAUAUCACGGGGAACCGGGUGAAUUGGAUGAAACGGAUGGGACAUUUAAGCAGAGAACCACUUGAUGGAAAGAACAUGAUACACGACCUAAAUAUAAAUUUUGAUAAGGGUAGUUUCGAUUGCUAAUGAAUCGAAAAAACUGAAGAACAUGUCUAACAAUCGAAAAAAAGUGUCGAGAGAAGUUAAACUGACCGUCUUCCAUCGUCAAUACCUCCUGACCAAAUGAUUCAAUUGAAAUGAGUCACAUCUCAUUGUAAACUUGAAAAAAAUGCCUUGAAGUUGACAAAAAAAUCGAAAUUUUUCACUCUGCGGUUCCUGAGUUAUUGACGAUGGAGAGCGGUCCCUUCAACUGAUUCCUCUGUAUGCAUCUAAAAUAUCAAAAGAACGAGAAACGAAUGUCAUUUAUUUCACGAUUAAUAAAUAAUAAUUUUUUUUGAAAAA
Molecule: messenger RNA, 3084 nt
Organism: Diachasma alloeum
Lineage: Eukaryota; Metazoa; Arthropoda; Insecta; Hymenoptera; Braconidae
Exons: 5
Coding region: 291-2708 (805 amino acids)
Biological process (GO): DNA integration; DNA recombination; regulation of transcription by RNA polymerase II
Cellular component (GO): nucleus
Molecular function (GO): protein binding; DNA binding
Source: RefSeq, a predicted model, not a curated record